AUGCCCCAACUCUCCGGAGGAGGCGGCGGGGGCGACCCGGAACUCUGCGCCACCGACGAGAUGAUCCCCUUCAAGGACGAGGGCGAUCCCCAGAAGGAGAAGAUUUUCGCGGAGAUCAGUCACCCCGAAGAGGAGGGCGACUUGGCCGACAUCAAGUCAUCCUUGGUCAACGAGUCCGAAAUCAUCCCGGCCAGCAACGGGCACGAGGUGGUCAGACAAGCACCAUCCUCUCAGGAGCCCUACCACGACAAGGCCAGAGAACACCCUGAUGACGGAAAGCAUCCAGAUGGAGGCCUAUACAACAAGGGACCCCCCUACUCCAGUUAUUCUGGCUACAUAAUGAUGCCAAAUAUGAAUAGUGACCCGUACAUGUCAAAUGGAUCCCUCUCUCCGCCCAUUCCGAGGACAUCCAAUAAAGUGCCGGUGGUGCAGCCAUCCCACGCCGUCCACCCUCUCACCCCCCUCAUCACUUACAGUGACGAGCACUUUUCUCCAGGAUCACACCCGUCACACAUCCCAUCAGAUGUCAACUCCAAGCAAGGCAUGUCAAGACACCCUCCAGCUCCUGAAAUCCCCACCUUUUACCCCUUGUCCCCGGGCGGUGUUGGACAGAUCACCCCACCCCUUGGCUGGCAAGGUCAGCCUGUAUAUCCCAUCACGGGUGGAUUCAGGCAACCCUACCCAUCCUCACUGUCAGGCGACACUUCCAUGUCCAGGUUUUCCCACCAUAUGAUUCCUGGUCCUCCUGGCCCCCACACAACUGGCAUUCCUCAUCCAGCUAUUGUAACGCCUCAGGUCAAGCAGGAGCACCCCCACACUGACAGUGACCUAAUGCACGUGAAGCCUCAGCAUGAACAGAGAAAGGAGCAGGAGCCAAAAAGACCUCACAUUAAGAAGCCUCUGAAUGCUUUCAUGUUAUACAUGAAAGAAAUGAGAGCGAAUGUUGUAGCAGAGUGUACGCUAAAAGAGAGCGCAGCUAUCAACCAGAUCCUGGGCAGGAGGUGGCACGCCCUCUCCCGGGAAGAACAGGCCAAAUAUUAUGAAUUAGCACGGAAAGAAAGACAGCUACAUAUGCAGCUGUAUCCUGGCUGGUCAGCACGAGACAAUUAUGGCAAGAAGAAGAAGAGGAAGAGAGAGAAGCUACAGGAGUCUGCUUCAGGUACAGGUCCCAGAAUGACAGCUGCCUACAUCUGAAACAUGGUGGCAAAAGAAGCUCAUUCCCAACGUGCAAAGCCAAGGCAGCAAACCCAGGCCCUCUUCUGGAGAUGGAAGCUUGUUGAAAACCCAGACUGUCUCCAACAGCUUGCCCGGCUGGCCCCAAGGAACACUGACAGCAACCUUACCCUGAGGUCACUGCUAGCGACCCUCGACCCACAGAGACAGUCACUGCCAGCCCUCCCUCCUGUCUACUGCAAGCACCGACUUCCAAAACAAAGCUGAAAAAAAAAAUGGUUGCUUCUGAAAAAGAAAAAUUAAAAAAAAAAAAAAAAAAAAGCC
Messenger RNA from Meriones unguiculatus (Mongolian gerbil), 1497 nucleotides. It is a transcript of the gene Lef1, whose product is annotated as lymphoid enhancer binding factor 1. The coding region runs from base 1 to 1194 and encodes 397 amino acids. Gene Ontology annotation, cellular component: beta-catenin-TCF complex. The record is from RefSeq and is a predicted model, not a curated record. The transcript is spliced from 12 exons. Lineage: Eukaryota; Metazoa; Chordata; Mammalia; Rodentia; Muridae. Gene Ontology annotation, molecular function: DNA-binding transcription factor activity, RNA polymerase II-specific; RNA polymerase II cis-regulatory region sequence-specific DNA binding. Gene Ontology annotation, biological process: canonical Wnt signaling pathway; regulation of transcription by RNA polymerase II.